Anoplophora glabripennis (Asian longhorned beetle) is the source of this 1405-nucleotide messenger RNA. RefSeq names its product phosphate carrier protein, mitochondrial. Gene Ontology annotation, molecular function: phosphate transmembrane transporter activity. Bases 126 to 1223 code for a protein of 365 amino acids. Gene Ontology annotation, biological process: mitochondrial phosphate ion transmembrane transport. NCBI's taxonomy places the organism in Eukaryota, Metazoa, Arthropoda, Insecta, Coleoptera, Cerambycidae. The transcript is spliced from 6 exons. Gene Ontology annotation, cellular component: mitochondrial inner membrane. The record is from RefSeq and is a predicted model, not a curated record.
UAAUGCACCCAGUUGCGCAAGGGACUGCGUGGAAUAGUGGUUAAUAUUUUACAGGUCGCGAUUUACUUACGCCUCUAGCGGCUGACGGCCAUUUUUAAGACGACGACAGUAGCACCGACACCACCAUGUUCUCAUCGUUCUUCUCCAAGACUUUCUGCCAAGCCCCGGAAAACAAGUCCGUAGAAGCUGAGUCGAAAUGUGAGGUACCGCAAAGGGGGCUGGUACAGUCUCUCGUCGCCGGACGACAGAUCGCCGCCGCUGCCGUCGUCGAAGGCGACAGUUGCGAGUUCGCUUCUUUACACUACUUUGCGCUUUGCGGACUUGGAGGUAUUUUAUCCUGCGGUAUCACCCACACAGCCGUCGUACCUCUGGAUCUCGUCAAGUGCCGUAUCCAGGUCGACCCGGUUAAAUAUAAGAGCGUUUUCAAUGGUUUCAAAGUGACGUUGCGCGAGGACGGAGCUAGAGGCCUCGCGAAAGGCUGGGCCCCCACGUUCUUUGGUUAUUCGGCCCAAGGGCUCUGCAAAUUUGGACUUUACGAGGUCUUCAAAGUGAUAUACAGUGAUAUUAUUGGAGAAGAGAACGCGUUCUUGUACCGUACGUGGUUGUACCUCUCCGCCUCCGCUACCGCCGAGUUCUUCGCUGACAUCGCGCUUUCGCCCAUGGAAGCCGCUAAGGUGAAAAUCCAGACCACCCCCGGAUUUGCCAACACCUUGAGGGAAGCCUGGCCCAAGAUAUACGCUGAAGAAGGUCUCAACGGUUUUUACAAAUCCCUGGUGCCUCUCUGGAUGAGGCAGAUCCCCUACACCAUGAUGAAGUUCGCUUGCUUCGAGCGUACCGUCGAACUCCUCUAUAAAUACGUCGUGCCUAAACCGAGGGCAGAUUGCAGCAAAUCCGAACAGCUUGUCGUCACGUUCGCUGCAGGUUACAUCGCCGGUGUAUUCUGCGCCAUCGUUUCCCACCCCGCCGAUACUGUCGUCAGCAAGUUGAACCAGGAGAAGGGUUCGACUGCUAUCGAGGCCGCCAAGAAGCUGGGAAUGGCGGGGUUGUGGAAGGGGCUGAUGCCUAGGAUCGUCAUGAUCGGUACGCUUACCGCCCUGCAGUGGUUCAUCUACGACGCGUUCAAGGUGGCGAUGCGUAUGCCACGUCCACCACCCGGCGUCAUGCCCGAGUCCUUGAGGUUGAAGUUGGAGGCUCAAGAGGCGCAAGCACAGCAAAAACAAUAAAUGAGUUAAGUUUUAAUUUAAUGGACUUUCCAACAUGAAAAAAUCGCUAAAUUCAGUAUUUAAGAAUAGUCGGUCAUAUUUAACAUGGUCUCGUCAUGUCCUGAUUUAAUAUUUUUAAGUUAUAUACCUCCAUUAUUCUAGAUUAUUGUAUAUAGAUACAAUUAAUACAGUUUGGAACUGUU